Messenger RNA from Ixodes scapularis (black-legged tick), 1207 nucleotides. RefSeq lists its product as uncharacterized. Bases 113 to 1147 code for a protein of 344 amino acids. The transcript has 7 exons. NCBI's taxonomy places the organism in Eukaryota, Metazoa, Arthropoda, Arachnida, Ixodida, Ixodidae. The record is from RefSeq and is a predicted model, not a curated record.
GAUAAUUCUCGAGCACUCGGGAAAGAGAUGGGACGCGCCAUUUCUAGUUCUCUGACAUACACGAACCACGUCUGAAGGAGCGGGGAACGGGGCACUUCAGAGGCAACCAAAGAUGCACUUUGUUGUCCCAGUCAUAUUCUGUUUCUGCGCUCAAGUGUGUAUAACAUCAGCAGCGCUCAACAGUGAUGAUGCAGCACGGCAAUUAUUUCGAAAAGGAAAUGAGCGUAAAGUGCAUCAAGAAAGUUUACCGCAGCAAGAAGAAAGUUUUUUUUAUUCAACUUCGGGAUCAAUGAAACAUGAGCCAGCUCAAGUAGAGAACCAGCGCAUCAUAAGAGAGAAACGGACACCAAGAAGGGUCCUAGGCUGCCCUGGUAACCAAUACUACGACGCCAACUUGGGAAGAUGCAUGACCAAUGAUGAUGAAGUUACUACUGAGGAUUCUCAACCAGGAAGUUCGAAUACACCGUCAACAACUACAACGGAAAUAUCUCAGCAAGCAAGUUUCAGCGAAACGCAACCAAGUGGUCCAAUAACAGUCAUCGGCCCAUCACCUUCUACUCCACUAGCAACUAUAGAAACAACGAAGCAGUCGCCAACUACUACAGAAUCUCGGAGUGCCACGACAGAAGAUACUGAACAUCCAGAAGCAACAAGUUCCAGUAUACCAUCAUCAACCGGGAAGGAAGCACGUCGGCCGUUCAGUACCAGCGGAAAACCAGCAAUCGAAUCAACAACAAUUUCUCCUGCACCCAGCGAGGCAGCGGGUCGUGUAGACCAAUCGGAUAAAGGAACUUCUCCAACAAAUGCUCUAUCGAACGACCCGGAGGAUAUACAUCAAAUGACAACUACCCCUGCAGAACACAACGGCACGAGUAUCGAGCCAGGUGCUGAAGAACUUAUCACGGAUAAACGAGGGGUUUCUCCUAUGGUUGUUUUCUUUGGGGCCCUCCUAUGCUCGAUCGUUGUGACAGCACUGAUUGUGGCCAGCAGCUACAAAUUACGACUUUCGAGAAGGAGAUCGGAGACUUGGAAACUUAGUUGUGUGCAAAACAUGAAUAAUUUAUCAAAAGAAAAUAAAAAACACAGUCCCGAGACAUUGGUUUAUCAACGAAACAUCAGUAGCUUCCGAAUUGGGAAGAAUCUGUAAUACGAUAAUUCCGGAUUUAACAAGACCUGGAUGUCAAUAAAAGGUCCAAGUAUAUCUUAA